AUGACCGAGAUGCGCGUGAACGAGACUCAGGAAGAUUUGACCAACCGUACCGGAACCUCCACAUCUGCCGACAGACCUAAAAAGCCCGCGGUCACCCGGCGCAUGUCCUCGACAAGACGGAUUCCACAUAAGGGCCAGCAAUUCUCGGCUGACGAUGGACUCAAUGAAGUCGAGGAAGAUGCGGCUCAAUAUGCACCUAUCUCCCAGGCGUCUCCAAGAAUUCGCCCACCAGCACGCAGCCCGAACCUUCAACGACGGCCCAGCGCGAGGCCCACUCCGGUGACACGAGCAGACUGGGAAAAUGCGAGUAUGGAGAACCUCGACCUACCAAACCCUGGUCUGGAUGCUUCUAUUCCGUCUCUCAGAGAGUCUCAAGGCGGGAGCGAUCGCGGCGAUGGGGAUGAAGACGAAGACGACGCUCACGAAGUUGACGAUGAGGAUGAUGACAGUGACGCAGCAAGCUUUACCCUCAAGGACCGACAACAAGCUAUCAAUGAUACCCAUCCUUUUGGACUGAGGAUCUGGAAACCCGCUUUGUACAAGAAGAAUCGAUCUGUGGAGAAGACUGCGGAGGGUGAUAUUCAUUCGUCGCCUGGGGCACCCGGCUCCCGCGUAAGCCCCAUGAUAUUUCUGAGCAAUGUUGUAUGGUCCCUAGUCUUUGGGUGGUGGCUUGCUCUCGUCGCGUUGCUGGCUGCGGUAGCGUGUUUCUUCUUCGCCUAUUCCUCCAGUGCUGUCGCCUAUGGAAGAGUGUUCUCGGGGCUCUCCAGAUAUCUCCUCUAUCCAUUUGGGUCUUUUGUUCUUCUAAAAACAGAUGACGCCUACGCGGAAGAGGACGAGGGAGAAGGCCGCAGCAUCGGCGAAUACGAACGGUGGCAGAAUGGCGAGGACUUGGAGGAAGGCGUGACCCGACUGUUUUUUGGUCCCGAAAGUAAUCGGUCUCUUAUAGGCCGUCGCAGAAACACUGUGGACUCGGCUGGUGAGCAGGAUAGUCUGCUCGGUCGGCCGCAACGAGGCCGGCGGGAUGACUCGCAACAGGGCCCCCCGAAGCGUCGCCUAUUUGGCCGUGGAGAGUGGACUUUGGGUCGGGUGGUCUUCUUCAUCUUCUUCUAUUUCCUCGUGGGGCCCUUGAUGCUUCUUGUUUCCCUGGUAUGUUGGCUGUUAGUAUUUUGGAUCCCCAUGGGCCGUGUCACAUUAAUCCUGGCGAGCCAUCUGCGACGCCAUCCUCUCGCCCUCUCGUUUCACUCUGAUACUUCUUAUGCUCGACUCAGCACUGGAUUCUCCUCUCCAUCCAUUCUUCUCUGCACUUACCGAGCAGCAGGUUCCAGAUACUGGAAGUACACGAUUGACGGUACUAACAUCUUCUUCAUUAACCUCCUGAGCGUGGUCGUCUUUGUGAUCGCCGACUUCCAUAUUCUGGACCGACUUUUGGGGGUGCAAUCCUGGGUAACACACCCAGGCCUUAUUUUCACCUUGUCCUUGUUUUCGAUCAUCCCGUUGGCCUAUUUCAUUGGACAGGCUGUGGCUUCGAUUUCAGCCCAGUCUUCGAUGGGGCUAGGUGCCGCCAUCAAUGCGUUUUUCUCAACGAUCGUGGAAGUUUAUCUUUACUGCGUGGCCUUGACCGAGGGCAAAGCUCAACUGGUUGAGGGCAGUCUUAUUGGUAGCAUCUUUGCCGGUAUUUUGUUUCUGCCGGGCCUGUCCAUGUGCUUCGGUGCUAUCAAACGCAAAACCCAGCGGUUCAAUGUGAAAUCUGCUGGGGUGACCUCGACGAUGCUGCUUUUCGCUGUUAUCGCGGCUUUUGGGCCUACGCUCUUCUAUCAAGUGUUUGGCAGUCACGAGAUCAAUUGCCAUGCCUGUAACGGAGUAUUUGAUAUCGGAGAAGACAGAGACUGCCGCCAGUGCUUUUUCACUCAAUCUGCCGCUAUUCAGGAUACCUUUUUCCAAAAGGCUGUCCAGCCUUACGCCUGGAUUGCAGCGGUGUCUCUUUUUCUGUCUUACGUCAUCGGUCUUUGGUUCACUCUCAGAACCCACGCUGCUUUGAUCUGGGCAGAACAUGAUGAGAAAAAACCUAUCCAAGAUUCAAUCCACAGCGCCGUAUUGCCUGAAGCAUCAGGGGCCAUCCGGGACGCUCACAGUUACAAAAGAGUCUAUAAUAAAUCGCUGCAACAUCUCAAGUCCGAUGCCAGGCGUGCAAACAAUGCAGAAAGGGCCGAGGACGAACUUCGGAGUCAUACACCUCAUCUAGUUCCUCCAUCCACGAAUUGGGAUGGACGGACAAAUGCAACUAGCACCCCUGGCCUCAAUGAGGAACAAACCGAUGGCCUCGCCCCCCAUCUAGCGGCUGCAGAGGUCGCAGCGGGGACUAUCCGUGACAACGCUCGAAACCGUAAACUUUCGGGGCAGCAGACUAUCGGACGUCAUGCGGGUCGGACUGCUGCUGCUCAGGCAGUUCAAUCUGGCGAAGAGUCCGGAGAUCUUGGUGUGCCCGUAGAGCCUGCUCAAUCGAGCGGCGGCCACGACGCACCGAACUGGAGCAAAACUAAGAGUUCAGUUAUCCUCCUCGGAGCAACUAUCCUCUAUGCAAUCAUUGCGGAGAUUCUGGUUGACACUGUCGAUGUGGUGCUGGAGAGUGUAGAUGUUGACGAGAAGUUCCUCGGUAUCACACUCUUCGCUCUGGUUCCCAACACGACUGAAUUCUUGAAUGCCAUUUCAUUCGCUAUGAACGGCAAUAUUGCACUGUCUAUGGAAGUCGGCUCUGCUUACGCCCUGCAGGUCUGCAUGUUGCAGGUACCUGCCCUGGUUCUCUUUAGCGCUUAUUACUCGAGCUCCGUAGACCCAACCGAACUUGCAUCGCACUCAUUCAACCUCAUCUUUCCACAGUGGGACAUGAUCACUGUAAUUCUCUGCAUCUUCUUACUGUCGAAUGUCCACGGAGAAGGCAAGAGCAAUUACUUCAAGGGCUCAGUUCUUGUCCUCACAUAUCUCUUCGUUGUCAUUGGAUUUUACCUGUCUGGCUACAGCAACAUGAACUCCAUGGGUGUAAAUCGAUUUGACACGCUGGCCCUUGAUGCCAAUCGCUCCCAAAAGUUUUACACUAUUGGUCGCGCCGGCUCCGGGGCCGCUUACUAG
Molecule: messenger RNA, 3126 nt
Organism: Penicillium chermesinum
Lineage: Eukaryota; Fungi; Ascomycota; Eurotiomycetes; Eurotiales; Aspergillaceae
Product: calcium/hydrogen antiporter
Exons: 4
Coding region: 1-3126 (1041 amino acids)
Biological process (GO): calcium ion transmembrane transport; intracellular calcium ion homeostasis
Cellular component (GO): endomembrane system; membrane
Molecular function (GO): calcium:proton antiporter activity
Source: RefSeq, a predicted model, not a curated record